Messenger RNA from Anarrhichthys ocellatus (wolf-eel), 1328 nucleotides. Its product is annotated as protein lifeguard 1. The transcript is spliced from 11 exons. The coding region runs from base 68 to 1006 and encodes 312 amino acids. Lineage: Eukaryota; Metazoa; Chordata; Actinopteri; Perciformes; Anarhichadidae. The record is from RefSeq and is a predicted model, not a curated record. Gene Ontology annotation, cellular component: membrane.
CCCUGAAGGCAAACCAACACGACGGGAAGAGCUGCAGAGCAGAUUCCCGGCUGUCACAGCAGAGUCGAUGAAAGCUUUUGGUGGAAUGGACCAGACUAACAGCAGCAGCAGCAGCAAUGGCGGUUAUGGACCUCCUCCCCCUCCGUACAACACUCAGGACUAUGGACAGAGUUCUUACACAGGGAUGAGCUAUCAGGUCGGGAAGGGGAACGUUGCAGUGGUCUCCCCUCCUGGCGCCUACGAUGACAUGGCCCGUCCUGAGCACAUGGCAGCAGCUGGAGGCGACCGGCAGUUUGGUGAAGCUCCACCUGACUACUGUCACGGCUUAGAGGACAGCGGCUUCAGUGACGCAGCCAUACCAAGAGGUUUCAUAAGGAAAGUUUACUUGACCUUGAUGAUUCAGCUGCUGGUGACUGUCGGAAUCAUCUGCGCUUUUCUUUACUGGACCGCUCUCAGGGAAUGGACAUGGGCCAACUCCUGGUUCUCCUACACAGCAAUGGCAUUGGUGAUGGUGCUCAUCGUGGCCUUGUCCUGCUGUGACAACCUCCGUCGUCAAGUCCCCCUCAAUUUUAUAGCCCUGAGCCUGUUUACUAUUGCAGAGGGCCUGAUGCUGGGAGCUGUUUCAGUCUACUUUGAUGCAGAAGCAGUUCUGUGGGCUGUGGGGGCAACGGCGCUGGUGUCCUUCGCCUUGACUCUGUUCGCUAUGCAGUCAAAGUGGGACUUCACCGGAGCAAACGGGAGCCUGUGGGUGUUCACCUGGACCCUCUUUUCCUUCGCGUUGCUCUGUGGAAUCCUCCGAUCGCAGUAUCUUUACAUCUUAUACGCCUGCCUGGGAACCUUGCUGUUUUCCUUAUACUUGGUGUUUGAUACACAGCGUAUCCUGGGUGGGAAACACAGGAAGUACCAAGUCUCUCCUGAGGAGUACGUGUUUGCUGCUCUCAACCUCUAUUUGGACAUUGUCUCCCUGUUCCUCCUGCUGCUGCAGCUCAUCGGCCUCUGCCGCUAACACCGAGCCUCUGUGUGACAGGCCUCCCUGAAGAAACGCGGAAUGUCUUCCUGCACAAUGAUAUCCCAUCAUAGAUCAUACAUCAUGUAUCUUGGUUUAUAUGGAAUGAUUAUACGAUUCAGCUCGUACUAUAAUAUACAAUAUGAGUCAAAGUAGCUCAGCCGUCCUGUAAUCUGGGCCACACUUGGAAAUGUUUUAACGGACUUGCUGUCGAGAAGAUCACAUUGUGUGAUUCUUCUGGAGCUUAAAGAUGCUUUUGGAAACCAAACUAACUCCAUUAAAGGACGGAAUGUGUCAGUGUCAGCACUCCCAUAAAAACCCA